GAUUGGCUUCCUAAAGAGGCAGUGUCCUAUAAAUUGCAGUCUGCAGUGUGCUUCUGCCCUAUUGCCGGCUGAGGGACAGCGUGCUUGAAGAAGGAAGAUGCCGAUCGUUAGAAACGUGAGCAGAGCUGUCAGCCAGCUGCUCCAAAGCUCUGCUUGUGGAUGUGGAGUUUCCAUCGUGCCUGUUCGAUGCAUUGGCAUCUCACCCCGCCAGGUGGCCUCUGAUGCCAGCUUUCACUCGGUUUCUUUUUCCGAGUCUGAUCAUCCUCGGGUGCUAAUUACAGGUGGGCUCGGCCAGCUUGGUGUGGGACUUGCUAAACUCCUCAGGAAACGAUUUGGAAAGAACAAUGUGAUCUUGUCUGACAUCCGAAAGCCAGCAGAUCAUGUUUUCUAUAGUGGGCCUUUCAUCUACUCAGACAUCUUGGACUACAAGAAUCUACGUGAGAUAGUGGUGAAUAACCGCAUAACGUGGCUCUUCCACUACAGCGCUUUGCUCAGUGCUGUUGGAGAGGCAAACGUCCCCUUGGCCAGAGCUGUAAAUAUUACUGGUUUACACAAUGUUCUGGAUAUUGCAGCCGAGCAUAAUCUGCGACUCUUUGUUCCAAGCACGAUUGGAGCCUUUGGGCCCACCUCUCCUCGAGAUCCAACUCCUGAUCUCUGCAUUCAGAGACCAAGGACCAUCUAUGGUGUCUCCAAGGUUCAUGCUGAACUGAUGGGAGAGUACUACCAUUACCGAUAUGGCCUCGACUUUCGCUGCCUGAGGUACCCAGGAAUCAUAUCUGCCGACUCUCAGCCUGGUGGGGGAACAACUGAUUAUGCUGUCCAGAUUUUCCACGAUGCCAUUAAGACUGGCAAAUUUGAGUGCAACUUAAAGCCGGACACCCGCCUCCCUAUGAUGUACAUUGAUGACUGUCUGAAAGCAACUCUAGAGGUGAUGGAGGCCCCUGCAGAGGCACUGAGCAUGAGGACGUACAACAUCAGUGCCAUGAGUUUCACUCCUGAAGAGCUGGCUCAAGAGGUGCAGAAGCACGUUCCUGAGCUUCAGGUGACCUACAAUGUGGAUGCGGUCAGGCAGGCCAUAGCUGACAGCUGGCCAAUGAACUUUGAUGACAGCAAUGCCCGGAGAGACUGGGGAUGGAAACAUGAUUAUGACCUCCCUGAGUUGGUGUCUACGAUGUUUAGCUUCCUUGGGUCUGAUUCCAGGAUUGCUCAAGCUAACUGAAAUAUUUUAUCAGAUGUUUCCAGAUUUCCACAGAGGACCAGGAAGAAAUGGCUAAAUGAGCUGUAUAGUUUUGAGUCUUAAAGCAUGUCAAUUAUUAGCUUUCCCAAAUAGCAAUGGAGUUGGGCAGAAGUAUAGUGUAGCUGGAAUGCUCUGUUUGAUCAACAACAUCAUCAGGUGCUGUCUCCAAGCACCCAUAGUACAGAAUUCUAGAACUUUCACAUUCAAGGAACUAGGAACAAAAAGCAUGAAUCUCCAGUCAUUCUUUCUGCCUCAUAUCCAGCAAACAACAAGGGGCAGUACUGAAAACCUGAUGUUUCAGGAAGAUCCCACUGUGUUAAAACUGUUUUUCAUUUCCCUGGUGGAGGUUAUCAGAUCGUAGUAAUCUAUGAUCCUUUCCUCUCUGCUUACAGAAGAGAGAAAUGAGCUACUUCACGUUUCCAAAUUGCAGGCAGGGUUUUUGCAACUCUAGUUUGAAGUCAAAUUUUGGUUAGUGUUUCAUAUUUAUAUAUAUUACUGUAUAAACAUACCGUGUGUAGGGCAUACAAAGUAACUUCUUUCUUAUAAUGCCUAUGAAUGUGAAGAGGAAUAUAACUUGAAUUCUCUUUGUGCUUUAAAAAUGACAGGGUUUACAAGCUGAGCUUUUCCUGCUAUUUCAAGAUGCUGCUGCCAUCAGUUUAACAUCAGUAAAUCCAAAACACAGAAAGCUGUUACAUUUAUGAGAAUUCAGGGUUUAUCUCAAGAAGACAAUGCCCAGGAGUGGGGUUAUUGUUAAUUAGUGCUACUUCUGGUUAUCCCUGUUGUUUGCUAUGCUAGCAUUAUGACAUGCUGCCUGGAGCAAGUUCUAAAGUUGGGCUGAAUGAUGGAGAUUUAUUUACGUUAGAGUCAGGCCGGCCUUUGAAAUCUGUUCAUGUUGGCUGCUUCUGUAUGUGCUGCAGAUGUGUUUGUAGAUGCUAUUUAUGUGUAACUGUGGUACGCUUCUGUUCUUCAGAGAGGAUUCCAGAGGCUGAAACCAUCUCCUAGCUACAGUUAAGCCUAUUCUGCUCAUUGACUUUAAUGCGCAGGAGCUUCUGGGAUUAACAAGGGAAUCUUAGUAGAAGGAUGCAGAGAAGAUAUGUGUAUCCAAAAGCUACUCACGAGACUUUGAAAGUGAGAAAUGGCAGACUGGAGAGACAGGAAAGCCUUUUAAGGCAAAACAGCAGUCUUGAAUCUGAGCCACGGGCUGCUAUAGGAAUAUAAUAUGCCUUGAGAAGCAACAUCUGGAAACCUGGAUUGUGUUCUACUUUUUCCAAAGAAAAAAUAACUUCUGUUUUCAAAAUGACUGGAAAUCCCCUAGAUGAAGCUCUCCAUCUUUUUUUGUCUUGUAUACUCCAGCUGCCCUUGUAGGUAUUACAUUCAGUGUUUUCUGGUCUGUGUUGUUCACCAAGUUUUCUGUGGCAAGGCCUUGGUAACUGUGAGCCUGCUUCACUCGGUAACCCUGCAGUGUUUCUUCAGUUAGUGGCUAAUUGAUGUGACCUGGUUUCUGUCACUUUGUGAGGGAAUCUACAUGCUACAGGGAAAAUGGUUUUCUCAUGAAGUAACCUUCCAAAAUGAUACAGUGAAAACCAGAAAUCAUUUUAAACAUGUAUUAAACUUGUGUCUCUUGGUUUUGUAUGCAACUUUAUCUGUUGGCAAAGCGUGCGUUUCCCAAGCACUUAAGCUCAAAACCCCUCUAGGGUUGUGGCCUGUUCUUAAAACUUUCUUUAUGAUGUUUACAUUUCUGAAAAAGGCAAGUUUUUAAAUGUUCACCACUGUUGUAGCUCUCAUGUUGUUCCAGUGUGAUAUUUGGGCCAAUGGGCCAGCAAAGUUGGACUUGUUCAUACCAUCCAAGAAUAGUUUGACUCUGGUUUUGUCCUCUGCCCUGCCAAAACAGGAUUGUCUGCCAUUAAACUGUUACACCGAUCCUUCAGAUAAAGGGCUUAAAAGGAUUUAAGAAGUUUUGUCCAUUUGAGUCCUCCUUAAAUCAGUGCCAAGGGGCUCCUUGUCCUCCAUUCCAUGAAACCAGCCAAAGAGUUGUUGAUGGGUCUGAUUCCAUCUCUUUGAUUCAGAGAAAGUCACGGGGUCCCACUCCGUUUGCCCUUGUUCAGAGCUCUAGUUGAUGCUAAAAGGAGUGAAGAACGAAAAAUCCUCUUUCUUCUGAAGCAAGCUGUCCUUCACUGUGGCAUUGCACAAAAGCUUUAAGUUGUUAAAGUGCAGGUGGAAAAAAAUCAGGUGAAAAAUGCAGGUGAAAAUCAGACCUUUGGCAUUUUAAACAGUGUGUUGUUUACCGAAAGUUGCUGACUAAUUUAAGAGCAUUCUGUUUUUUAACCUGUGACCAACGAUGCCUGUUUUCUUUUUGCAUAUCUUCCCUGUAACUUCUGUUGUAACUUUGCUGCAGUACUUUCUGUACUAAACCAGUUUGAUGUGAUACAGAGUGCACAACUUUUUCUACCAGUGUGAAGGCUGACUCCUGGGCUUAGAUUUUCCCAUGACAUUUGAGUGUUGCAGCUGUUACCUAUUCAGGGAAAAACAAAGUUGGAAAUAUUGUUUUUCAAAUCCUGCAAAUUGUGGGUGAUGCCUACUUUAAUAAAGUUCUAUACAGAUGUC
Messenger RNA from Centrocercus urophasianus (Greater sage-grouse), 3841 nucleotides. Its product is annotated as L-threonine 3-dehydrogenase, mitochondrial. Gene Ontology annotation, biological process: L-threonine catabolic process. The record is from RefSeq and is a predicted model, not a curated record. Gene Ontology annotation, molecular function: L-threonine 3-dehydrogenase activity. The transcript is spliced from 9 exons. Lineage: Eukaryota; Metazoa; Chordata; Aves; Galliformes; Phasianidae. The coding region runs from base 98 to 1219 and encodes 373 amino acids.